GCAGUAUUACAGCAGUAGAGCUUGUAAAUCUAUGUCGUGACUUCCGCCAUGCGCCGUUGUAAGUGAGUUCUUGCUAUGCAUUAAUUCAUCGUGAUGUACUGAUUUGUUUAUUGUCUUUUUAACAUCGUUACCGUUAUUUACAUGCAACCUGUCGAGAUAUUGAAUAAUACUACGAAUAUUCCGUAUGCUACAUCAUUUAUAAUCCUCAUUUUGAUUAUUUUGCAUACGCCUGUAUCCAUCUUUUACCGCCGUUCUCUGCUUUCACGUCGUUUAUUUUGUCAUCAUUUGUCAGAUUGUCCAGCACUUUUUACUUUUUAUUAUCGCCCAUGGAUAAUCGGCCGAAUUUCUGGCAAAAUACUUGAUGUGGGAUAAGACUUAAUAAACAGUCGUGCGUUUCAAUAACGGACGAUCUGGCACACGUAAAGGAAUUAAAUAAGCAAUUAAAAAAUAAAUAGCUACAAGAAGGAGAAAUGUGUGCUGCCAAUUCACCUCGGAUUUUGGCUACCAAACCUUAUGAUUAUCUGUUGAAAUUCUUGCUCGUUGGAGACAGCGAUGUCGGUAAGGAAGAAUUACUCAACGGGAUGGAUGAUGGUGCCUCUGAGUCUCCUUAUUACGGAUUCUCUAGUUGUGGUGUCCAUUCAAAGACAACUACAAUUUUACUUGAUGGGAAAAGAGUGAAACUUCAAUUAUGGGAUACAUCAGGACAAGGAAGGUUCUGUACCAUAUUUCGCUCUUACUCACGUGGUGCUCAGGGAAUACUGCUGGUGUAUGACAUCACAAACAGAUGGUCAUUUGAUGGUAUCAACCGAUGGUUAAGAGAAGUGGAUGAACAUGCACCCGGUGUACCUAAAAUUCUAAUUGGAAACCGUCUACAUUUAGCUUAUAAACGUCAAGUUAGUGAAAUUACUGCUGAAUCAUAUGCUCUGAAGAACGAUUUGGCCUUCUUUGAAGUUAGUCCUUUAUGUGACUUCAACGUUCAAGAGUCAUUAGCUGAACUUUCACGACUUGCGCUAAAAAGAAAUGGAAUGAGCAGAACCUGGGGUCCAAAUAAAGUUUUGAGUCUCCAAGAACUUGCUUGUCGGACAAUAGUGUCUUGUACCACCAUCUAUGGUAUUGACCAGUUGCCAUUACCACCUCGUCUGAAAUCUCAUUUGAAAUCAUAUGCGAUGACUAAUAAAACACGCAGCACACGCAUGCACAGCUUCAUACACAGGGACAAGCUUAAAAAGUUGAAAUACCUUAAUCCAACUGAAUCACCCCCUAACUGUCGCAAAAGCUGCUGCAUCAGCUAGCACUGUAUGUACCUCCAUACUGCUGUUCCAUUUGUGUAAAUUGCUGGCUUUUUCUUCUUUUCUUCAAGAUGAACUUUAUCAAGGAUCUCAUUAGGAAUACUUGCUUUCAUAUGGAUUCCUAUUAUUUUUAUUAUUAUUAUUAUUAUUAUUAUUAUUGAUUUUUUUUUAAAAUCAUUUUUUCUCCCCUUCUCUGAAGGUAAUUUUUGUUUUUAUUUUUAUUUUUUCUGAAAACAAAAAUGAAAAAAAAAAAAACCGAGCAAAGACACUCCAACCAAUUGAUUUUGUGCUCACACAUCCCAUCAUGCUAGUGACACAGCAAAAUUUAUAUUUAUUUAUUUAUUUGUAUAUUUUGGUUACGGAUGCCAUUUCUGUAAGGUUCACACUCUAACAAAUCCCUCCUCCAUCUUAACUAUUCUCAUAUUAAAUUAAAUUUUAAAAAGCCAAAAAAAAAACAUAAAAAUGAAAAAAAUAACAUGCAUAUAAGAUAUGUAUUUUUGACAGAUGAAAAAGUAGUUUUCAGAGAGAAAAAGAAAAAAUUUACUUUAUUUCAUAGGCUGCAUCACUUUUUUUUUUAUCUUAAGUUAACUUUUGAUAGAAAGCCUUAGGAAGUUGUUACAUUUUCUAAGUUAUCUGAGCUUAUUUAGUAAACUUUCUUAUAAUAUAAAUGAAUAUGCAUGGUCUCUGUACAAGAUAACUUUGUCUGUGGAUAAUCUUUUCUUGUUUUGCUUAUUUUUUCCAUUGCUUUUCUUCUUAUUUUCUUAUAUAUUAAAGUAAAUUAUGGUUUUUAAAUUAGGAGCCUGAUAUUCUGUAUUGAAAGCUUCACUUGAAACGUAUUAGAAGUUAGAUGAUGAUGAUGCUGAUAAUAAUAAUAAUAAUAGAUUAAUUAUUCUAGCAUUCAAACUGUUUUACAAUACAAUUGAUGUUUUGCUCCGAAAUAAUGCAAUACCUGCUGCAGGAAAUAAUGCUGUGACCUCUCAGUCAGUUACAUCUUCUUAUUCGCUCAGCCCUUGCAGUUUUUCAAACAUCAAUGGGUGCAAUGGAACCUCUAAUUUACUCAUUCGACCUGCUAGAAAUAGCAACCAAAUUGCACCCUACUGUCUUAAGUGAACAACUCAUUGGAUAAUGUAGUUUAAGAUGUGCUAUGCCUAGAAAAACAAAGUAGAUGAAAUUGUCUUGGCAAGAAUACUUUUGGUUUAAAAAUACUUUUGCUCAGACAUGACUAAGUUGUUAAAAAUUAAAUCUAAAAAUGCUUCAUAAACAAGAUAGAUUUUUUCCCUCUCUCUCAUUCUCUCUCUCUUCUGUUUAUUUUAAGCAUUCAUAAUUAAGAUUUUAUUGAUAAACCAACUGAUGUUUUCAAUAUAUUUUAUUACCUUCUAACUCACACGAUUAGUGACAUGGUUUCUUUAUCAAAACCAUAAACCUAUUCACUAAUAAUAUUAAUAAUAAUAAUAAUAAUGAUAAUAAUAAAUGAAAUGCAACUGCUAACAUAUUGAAUAUCAAAAGCCUGAUAUAUUGGACAUAACUCAUAUCCGUCUUUAUUUUCAUUCUUUGAUCUUUCUUUGUUUUCCAUCCUUCAUAAAGAUCUAUCUCUAUAAAUUUUGAAAGAUGAAAAGAAAAUAUUUUACUAUUCAGAUCCAUCUUCAUUUUUAGCCUUUAACUCAGCAUUGAAAGAUGGAACAGAAAUAUGCAUAUAUAUAUAUAUAUAUAUAUAUAUAAUGGAAACGCCGUUAACUAUUCAUAGACAAUAAAUGUUAACCUUAUGCUGAA
Octopus sinensis (East Asian common octopus) is the source of this 3059-nucleotide messenger RNA. Its product is annotated as ras-related protein Rab-40C-like. Gene Ontology annotation, molecular function: GTPase activity; GTP binding. Gene Ontology annotation, biological process: protein localization to plasma membrane; intracellular signal transduction. The transcript is spliced from 6 exons. Bases 471 to 1292 code for a protein of 273 amino acids. The record is from RefSeq and is a predicted model, not a curated record. Gene Ontology annotation, cellular component: endosome; plasma membrane; synaptic vesicle. Lineage: Eukaryota; Metazoa; Mollusca; Cephalopoda; Octopoda; Octopodidae.